Dunckerocampus dactyliophorus (ringed pipefish) is the source of this 4124-nucleotide messenger RNA. RefSeq names its product protein phosphatase, Mg2+/Mn2+ dependent, 1La (gene ppm1la). Gene Ontology annotation, biological process: protein dephosphorylation. Gene Ontology annotation, molecular function: protein serine/threonine phosphatase activity; cation binding. The transcript has 4 exons. The record is from RefSeq and is a predicted model, not a curated record. The coding region runs from base 442 to 1530 and encodes 362 amino acids. Lineage: Eukaryota; Metazoa; Chordata; Actinopteri; Syngnathiformes; Syngnathidae.
GGCUCUUGUUAGACAACUUAUAAAUACAGGUUUGUGUGUUGAAAUGCCAAAUUGGUGAAAGCGGGUAGGGAAAGUGUCAGAUGCUGAAAAGAGUAAGUCGUGGACUUGUGUGACCCACCCCCUUGUCGCACUUCGGAGUAGGUCCGACCCACCAACAUCCGUCGGUCUCCUGCAAUGGACCCAGAAACAUCGGCUCAGGUCCGGAGUCAUUUCGCUGCCGAUUAAUAUCGACGAAUGAAGGAGAACCGUCGGUGUAAUAGCACCCAGCGCUUGUCGGCUCGGUGUGCAGCAGCAGCCCGUGCACGGUGUGCAAUGCGGCCAGAGAAGCUGAAGCAGGCCUCGGUGGUGGUGCGUUCAGUGUUCUGUCAGCGUGUAGUGCGUCUGUUCAUGGAGUGAACCGUCCAAAAGAGAGCUGAGACGGAGCGCAGCUGGCGGCGUGUGAUGAUAGGAGACACGAUGACACUCUUGUCACUUUUGGGUCGGAUCAUGCGUUAUUUUCUCCUCAGGCCGGAGACGUUGUUCUUGCUAUGCAUCAGCCUGGCCCUGUGGAGUUAUUUCUUCCAUACGGACGAGGUGAAAACCAUCGUCAAGUCGAGCCGGGAUGCCGUGAAGAUGGUGAAGGGCAAAGUGGCGGAGAUGAUGCAGAACGACCGCCUGGGAGGCCUCAGUGUCCUGGACGCAGAGUUCUCCAAAACAUGGGAGUUCAAGAACAACAAUGUGGCAGUGUACUCUAUACAAGGGAGGCGAGACCACAUGGAGGACCGCUACGAGGUGCUCACCGACAUCACCAACAAGAGCCACCCGUCCAUAUUUGGCAUAUUUGACGGUCACGGCGGAGAGGCUGCAGCAGACUACGUGAAGGCCCACCUCCCCGAGGCCCUGAGGCAGCACCUGCAGGCAUUUGAGCGAGAGAAGAAGGAGAACGCUCUUUCCUAUGCCAGCAUCUUAGAGCAGCAUAUCCUCAGUGUGGACCGAGAGAUGCUGGACAAGCUGUCAGCCAACCAUGAUGAAGCAGGAACCACAUGUCUGGUGGCCCUGCUGUCCGACAGAGAACUCACAGUGGCCAACGUGGGUGACUCACGGGGUGUGCUGUGUGACAAAGAUGGAAAUGCCAUUGCGCUAUCGCACGACCACAAACCGUAUCAACUGAAAGAGCGCAAGAGGAUCAAGAGAGCAGGAGGCUUCAUCAGUUUUAACGGAUCCUGGAGAGUUCAGGGAAUUCUGGCCAUGUCCCGCUCUCUCGGGGACUAUCCACUGAAGAACCUCAACGUGGUCAUCCCCGAUCCAGAUAUUAUGACCUUUGAUCUGGACAAACUGCAGCCGGAGUUUAUGAUCUUGGCGUCAGACGGCCUGUGGGACGCUUUCAGUAACGAGGAGGCGGUGCGGUUUGUCCGGGAGCGCCUGGACGAGCCUCACUUUGGUGCCAAGAGCAUCGUUCUUCAGUCUUUCUACCGCGGUUGCCCCGACAACAUCACUGUCAUGGUGGUCAAGUUUAAAAGUGGGGUGGGCGGGAGCAAGGCUGGGGACUAGGUCAAGUCCAUUGAACAUACAAUAGAACAGGAGGACGGAGGCCAGAUGAAGCAUGAAUACUGUUUUGACAAACUGUACAGCUGGACAAAUAACUUUCAAAACAAAUCUAAUUACGUUUGGCUCUUACAUUCGAGACGUCGCCUAAAAGGAAGUACACAACCAGCACAUGUUAGACUGUCACCGAUGUACUUUAUGAAGGGUGCGGCCCCACGAGAGCUUCUUCACAAGAGGUUACAAUUAGUGCCUAAUCACACUUUACUUUACAGCUGCAAGGCGUGAAAGAAAAUGUCUGGGAAAACACCAACAAACUGCUGGCUGCAUUUAUCAUCUUUCCUCAAACAGCGACCUCCGCUCGAGUCCACCAAUCUAUCUUGGGGUGCUGACUACACUUGAACAAUAAUGCGCCACGCCUCAAACCUUUUUUCCUAUUAGGAAACAGGAUUGCGGACAUCACAGGACAUAUACAUCGCCUGCAAAGCAUACAUGGCAUCUGUAAAGCUGAAGUUUACAGUGGAGAUUAAAAACAAAGUAGCCUUCAGAGUGACAGAUGCCAUAAUACAAUAUGUAUUAUAAUACAUAAUAUACUGUCUAUAUAUGGUCAUGUCAUGCAUUAGUACAAAUAAAGGCCUCUCCAAAAUAGACACUUCUUACUCUCUGCAGUUAAGUAAAUAAAUGCCCCUGUGGCCACUAUGAGGAAAUAUUGAGUAAUUUGUCCAUCCUUCCAAAAUAUGAUCAGGACCUUAUACAACUUCAUGAUGAAAGUAAAUAGAUGCACUUUUAUUUUCUGACAUAUCAGCAGUUUUAACCUGAAAUUCCUCAGUAAAGCGAGAGGAUCGUAAUGUAUAGAAUCAGAUCUGAUUUAGUAGUCUGACAUUUAUUUCAUGUCUGCGCACGUCUCUGGAGCUCAUGAACAAAAUACACUCUGGCAGCACAUAAAGCAGCUGCCAUGAGUUACAUUCCACUGCAGUACAGCUGCAGCCGUAUAGUGCAAAAGUAAUACGAGAAGGUCCUCAAGCAAUAUGACGGGUGUUGUCAGCAGUGACUAUGUUCAAAGUAAAGUUACGGUAAACCAUGACUCAUCACUGUUUUCAUUUUUUUUUUUUGCAAAAACUUCUGCAAAGUAUUCUCACUGGAAUUUAGUAGGACAUAGUAUUCCGUGCAAUUACUUUUUCUUUCAAAUCCUAUAAAAUUAUCUUGAAAACUGGUUCCUUUUUGAAAGGGGCCAAAGCAUUGUUUCCCCUCCCCCAAACUUGACCUUAUAUGCCUUACUGAGGUUUUUUCUGUCGAGCAGAUUGCCAAAUCUGUGUACUGAAUAGUCAUUUUUUGUUGUUUUUACAAUAAAAUACAUACUCCUCACUUCAUUUUGAGUGAGAGCUCAUCAUUCAGGAAGUCGGCCUUCAGUAUGAAAAACACAUCUUUAUAUUAACUACCACAAAUGCUCUAAUUAUAGCUGAGAGAAUGACCUAAGCCCUUUUUAACAUUAGUAAUGAUUUGGAGUGCAUGACAAAGUGGAUAGGAAAAUGUGUCUCUCUUUUCAGAUCUAUUUGUUUUUCAAAAGGCGCUUGCUCAGCGAGCUAAAAUGUUUUUGUGAGAGCGCACAGUAGGCGACACAUCCCGGAAAACACUUGGGAAGUUUGACAAGUUGAGUGGCCAGCCCUCUGCUCUUAUCUUCCUCCAACACUUUGUAUGAGCUACAUUACCUAGCUAUAAUCUGCUGGAAAUGAUAUGGUGACAUAAUGGCAUACAAAUUCAAUUCAUUACGUAACUUAUACACGAUACUUUGGCUUGUGACCAGUCCAGGGUGUACCCCGCCUCUCGCCCGAAGGCAGGAUAGUAGGCUACAGCAUACCCGCGAUCCUAAUGAGGAUUAAGCGGCAUAGAAAAGGGAUGGAUGGAUAUACAUGAUACUAGGGCUGCAACUAACGAUUAUUUUCUUAGUUGAUUAAUCUGAAGCUUGUUGUUUUGAUUAAUUGAGUAAUCAGUUAGGCCCUAGACGGACCAAAUCAACAUGAACCAAACAAACUUAAAAAGUUUGGUCUGCAACAUAUCAGAAAAUGGGCAAAAAUGUUGAUCGCUGUUUUCCAAAGUCAUAACUGACGUGUGUGAAUAUCUUGUUUUGCCUAAAACACAAAGACAGUAAGUCUGCUUUCAUGGAUGACUAAGGAGAAGAAAGAAAAAAAAAUUCACAUUUGAGAGGUUGAAAUCACAGAAUAUUUAAAUUUUUAAAUAAAAAAAAAAAAGAAUAGAAUACCAAAACAGUUGUUGAUUGGAUAACUGAUUAAUCAUCGAUUCGUUGUGGCAGCGCUAAUGAUACACAUCUACAGUACUUACUGAGUCUGGAAGAAGCCUGGGAAUAGUAUUGAAUUUUGACAUGUCAAAUCCGUAGGAACCCUGUAUAUUGGACAACACAGCAACAAAACCGAUGUUGUAAUGCCGGUAAGAAGCCAACGGCUCAGCCGGCAUUAAUACCACUGAUGAGUUCAUUGUAAAAAACAGUACAGCAACUGUAACAACCAAUGAGGAGCAGUCAGGGGCUCUUCCUCACCUGUCAUAAUGAAAAAUGUAACAAAAUAAACAAAUAAAUAAACAUUUGU